This is a messenger RNA of Mugil cephalus (flathead mullet), 3494 nucleotides long. It is a transcript of the gene senp1, whose product is annotated as SUMO specific peptidase 1. Gene Ontology annotation, molecular function: deSUMOylase activity. Gene Ontology annotation, cellular component: nucleus. The transcript has 18 exons. Bases 488 to 2629 code for a protein of 713 amino acids. Lineage: Eukaryota; Metazoa; Chordata; Actinopteri; Mugiliformes; Mugilidae. The record is from RefSeq and is a predicted model, not a curated record. Gene Ontology annotation, biological process: protein desumoylation.
UAGAACGUCCGGUUCAGCCAUGUUGUGGUUUUGAAUGAGGAAGAAGCGGGAGAUAUUAUUGUUCAACGAGUUUAUAUACAAUUUAUAGCCGCGUUGAGGAUAUAUAAAAGACCUGGGCCGUGACUCAAAAUGAUAGCCGUUUCUGCGAACGCGUUAGUUGCGACUUAUCGCAUUCCUGCUGGAAUUUAAACACACUUUCAUGAAUUAGCCGUGUAGCUAACGGCGUUAGCUAGCACGGGAGUUAGCAUAGCGUGCUAGCUUCACAGCUAGCCGUCUCUGAGCUAACUAGUUACAGUUAGUUGCGUUCGCGGAGAAGGAAAAUUGUAUUUGUGAGGAGUGUUAUCGCUUGAAACAGCCCGAGCAAAGCUUCCCCAGUCGAAUGAAGCGCGUUAGCUCAAUUUGGUUUGGCUGCAUUGACAGGUGAACUGAAAUCGCUUAAAGCGGUUUAUCUCGAAACCAGCGGCGUUUUCCCUAAAACUUUUGAGCCAUGUUGAAUAAAAUUUACGAAUGGAUAGAAACGAGCUUUGCCAAUCUGCGCAAUGGUGUACCAGACGUAGAGCACUCUGAUGCACACCGGGCACCGAGAGAUGGCCACAUGAGGAGGAAAAGACCGAUUGAAUGUUUGGACGAUGGCAAUAACCUUGACCAAGAUGGCUUAAUAAUAAAGAAAUCACGAAUGGGAGAUCUAAUUGAUACAGUCAAGAGCGCAGCUGAAGGGGUUAAGAGUCACAGUUCCAGUGUGGCCACAUGGAUGAGGAACAAUGUAAACCCUACCUUGAGAAAUAUACUUCCUACCUCCCCUGGUCCUCCACCUGGAGAGCCGCAGCCCUCAACAUCAGCAGCAGUUUGGACACGGAGGCCGAUCCUUGACAGGAAUUCUCUGGAUGAGACGUUUGCUGCACCCUCAACCACUUUGGAGUGGAAAACAUCCAAAUCAGUCUGCAGGCGGCAAGUGUGCAUGAGUCCUACACAUCGUGAGGUUCCCAAGACAAAUGGACACUCGGUCAUCUUGCCAACCUCCGUCGCCCCCAAAGUUCACCCCGCUCCACGGUUAGGAAGGCCCCUAAACCUCCGACCGCAUGGAAGUCCAAGUUUGUUCGGUGGAACGGGUACCCCAAGCACCUCCUGCACCAGCAUGUAUGAGAAGACCUUUCCCAUCAAAGUGAUGCAGAGCCCAACACACAGCACCUCAUCAGGCCGCUUGCACAGCACCAGGCCCCGCUGCACAGCUCAGGAGUCUGUCCGUGAGGAGGAGAAGGAGGUCUACAGGCAGCUUCUGACCAUGGUCUCAGCCGGUCAGUCGUCUUUCCUUCACAACGGCAGCUCACACACCAUUGUGAGGUCACACAGAGAUUUCACCAGCUUCCUCACAACCAGCCGCAGACUGCUACAUUUGCCUUCCCCAGCUGGGUCAGCAGCAGGAGGUACUUCAGAGGGACCCAGCAGCCCACCCAGUCCCAGAGGGGUUUCUAGUCAGUCCUCCAGCAACCUCCCCAGCCCGGCCGCUGCCUCCAGCAAGCCAGGGAUCCAGACGUGGUCUCUGGACGCAGACCUCAGCUCCAGCAGAGCAGCUACUCUCACAUCAGUUCCUUCCCCAUCAGCUCUGCAGGAUAACUCCUCUCAGGACACACAGUCAUCAGCUCAUGAUGGUGACUCUGUAAUUAUUGUAAAUGAACAAAAAGGCAAAAAGCAAGACAGCCCAAGUGUGCCAUGUUUCCAAGCUGAGUUGUGGAUCAAAGAAUUGACUAGUAUGUAUGACUCUCGGGCAAGAGAGAGACGGAGACAGAUAGAAGAACAGGAGGCUCUGGCUGCCCAACUGCUACGACAGCGCCUGUCAGAAGAGGGGCCACGUAGGCCAGAUGUGGAGGUUCAUGUGCGAGUUCCUUUGGAGAAGGAGGUUCCUUUGGCUUAUGUGAUAGAAGAACCCAAGGCUUUGGAAGAGAAACCGGAAUUCCCUGAACUCACAGAGGAAAUGGAGGCUGAGGUGAAUAGAGUUCUGAGAGGGGGAAGUCCUCAUGAAGUAUUAAGUGAAGGUUUUGGUCUCAGCCUUACACGUAAAGAUUUGCAAACCCUCAGCAACCUCAACUGGCUCAAUGAUGAAGUGAUCAACUUUUACAUGAACCUGCUGGUGGAGCGGAGUAAGGACCCCAACCUGCCCUCAGCCAACACUUUCAACACGUUUUUCUACCCCAAGCUGCGCAGCAGCGGCUACUCUGCUGUCCGCCGCUGGACAAAAAGGACAGACAUCUUUUCUAAAGACAUCCUGUUGGUUCCUGUCCACUUGGGGGUGCACUGGUGCCUCUCUGUGGUGGAUUUCCGCAAAAAGGCCAUCAUGUACUUUGACUCUAUGGGAGGAAACAAUGAUGAAGCCUGCAGGAUAUUGUUUGAUUACCUGCAACAAGAAAGUAAGGACAAGAAGGGAAAAGAGCUGGAUACCUCGGGCUGGACUCUGCACAGCAAAAAGCGCUGCGAAAUCCCACAGCAGAUGAAUGGUAGCGACUGUGGGAUGUUCACAUGCAAAUAUGCAGACUACAUUACCAAAGACAAGCCAAUCACAUUCACACAGAAACACAUGCCCUACUUCAGAAGAAGGAUGGUUUGGGAGAUCGUCAACCAUAAGCUGUUGUGAUGUUGGGAUGAUGAUUGCGAACUGUGAGCUCACAGGUUGUUGAGCUUCGCUGCCCAGGAGGAUCCACUGAGAGUAGUCCUUGGCGGUCAAGACGCGCACACCAGCUCCUCAGAUCAGGAACCAGCUCUGCCAGUUUCCAUCCACUAACGUCAAAUGCGUCCUCAGCUGAUAUUGGCUGAUGGGAUGUUGCUGGAGCUCCAAUCACUGCCUCCGAGUCUUCUUUACCAGUUCCUUGUUUUUUGUUUCGAUGCAUCCUCGGGAGCAUCGUUACAGCAGCUGAAACACUGCGGAUUUUGUAUGGUCGUCCAGCCAUAACCGUGUUUGAAAUCACACUUGUGCUAAAUCAUACUCUGAGGUGCAAUGUUUGUUUUUUUGUUGUUGUUUACAUGCAUAUUUUAUGCUGCAUUGUUUUUUUUUUGUUUGUUUUUUUUAUAACCAUAAUAAUAUUAUAUUUUGUAACUGCAAAGGAAAGACUGACAUUGGAAUGAUAUCUAGGUUCUCUUUUUUUUUUUCAGUGAGAAAAGGCUGCAGCUAUUACAGUGAUUAUACUAUUUUUUCAAUUGGUUAAUCCUUGUCAAUACAUCUAAAAAAAAAAAACUGAGAAGACUCCACCCAUCAUCAUAUUAAAUCAAACCGGAAAUGAGAAAAUAUUCACAUCUGAGGAGCUAAAAACCAGAAAUCUUUAAGUUAAGCAAAUGUUGACAUUUGUUAAGUAAAAUGAAAAGAGGGAUCAGUGUGUACAGAAAUGGUUGCCAGUCAUUAUUUUUCUAUUGAUCAUCAGUAAAUAUUUUGUUGCAGCUUUUUGGAAUAACAUGAACCAAACUUGACUCACGAAAUUUGUUUGAUUAAAACGCACAAGUCUUCA